Trematomus bernacchii (emerald rockcod) is the source of this 1483-nucleotide messenger RNA. RefSeq names its product crystallin, lambda 1 (gene cryl1). Gene Ontology annotation, molecular function: L-gulonate 3-dehydrogenase activity; NAD+ binding. Gene Ontology annotation, biological process: fatty acid metabolic process. The record is from RefSeq and is a predicted model, not a curated record. The transcript has 9 exons. The coding region runs from base 81 to 1037 and encodes 318 amino acids. Lineage: Eukaryota; Metazoa; Chordata; Actinopteri; Perciformes; Nototheniidae.
UACCACAGCAGCUUCGAUAGAAAUAAAACUGUUCUGGUUUGUAAUGUUAUUCUGAGCUGAUCUCUUCAAAAUACAUUACAAUGAGUUCUUCUGAUAUGAAUACCAUUACUGUGAUCGGCAGCGGGCUGAUUGGCCGCUCCUGGGCUAUGGUUUUUGUCAGUGGAGGCUACAGUGUGAAGAUCUAUGACAACCAACCAGGACAGGCUGUCAAGGCCAUCGAAGAGAUCAGGAAGCAGCUGGAGGAGCUGGAGGAGGCUCACAUGCUGAGAGGAGAUCUGAGAGCCAAUCAGCAGCUCGCUCUGAUCAGCAGCCACGAUGAUCUGUCUCAGGCGCUGCAGGGAGCCUUCUUCGUUCAGGAGUGUAUUUUUGAACAGCUAGAUGUCAAGCAGAGCGUCUUCCAGGACAUAGAGCGUCUCGUGGGAGAAGACAUCAUCCUGAGCAGCUCCACCUCCUGCCUGGUGCCCAGCAACGUCUUCUCUAAAGUCCAGAACAGGACUCGCUGCAUCGUCUCCCACCCGGUGAACCCACCGUACUACGUGAAACUGGUGGAGCUGGUACCUCACCCUGAGACAGCAGCGGCUGUUAUGGACACCACCCACUCCCUGAUGACCAAGGUUGGUCAGGCGCCCAUCCGUCUGAAGAGAGAGAUCGACGGCUUUGCCCUCAACAGAGUGCAGGCGGCCAUUAUCGCCGAAUCCUGGAGGCUGGUGCAGGAUGGCGUUGUCUCUGUGAAGGACAUCGACCUGGUGAUGUCAGAGGGGCUGGGAAUGCGUUACGCCUUCAUAGGUCCCAUGGAAACAAUCCACCUCAAUGCACCUGCAGGUUUGGAGGACUACAUGAAGCGGUAUGGAGAGGGAAUAACGAGGGUCCUGAACUCCUUUGGGCCGGUACCAGACUUCUCCGGCGGAGAGGCAGCCAAAAGCAUCGCUAGUGAGAUGUGUGAGCUGGUUCCCAAAGACCCGCAGCAUCUGUCGGCCCGGAUUGAGCGGAGGGACCAGCUGCUCAUGGCUCUGGCCAAACUGAAGCAGGACCACUGAGAUGAAGUGCCCAAAAACCAGAAAAAGAACUGUGACAUUUGGUAAAAAGAUAAGAAUCAAGCUGACAGACAUCUCACAAAAAGAUAUCUUUGAAAACAGUCUGGUAUUUGUUAAGUGAUAAUGAAUACAUGUUCCUUUUAUGGAUAAUAACGGACAUAACUUCCAGUAUUUUAAUAAAAAAUCUACCCAUUAGGGAAGCAGGGAUCAAGUUUUUUCCAAAUUAACAGUACAUUUAAUAUUUUUGUCUGCAUGAUAUUAAGACUAACAUUGUGGUUAUUAGGGACUGGAAUUUAAAUCCUCUCACCACAUAAUGAUCAUCUGUGAACAAAUGUGAAAUCAUGACGGAUAAAAACCAUGAAAUACUUAGUUUACGUAAUCGUUUUAUUGUGACUUAACACAACAUGUUGGAUCCUUUUCACAUAAAAUAAUAAAACUGUGAAAUGAAA